Messenger RNA from Didymodactylos carnosus, 1371 nucleotides. Lineage: Eukaryota; Metazoa; Rotifera; Eurotatoria; Philodinida; Philodinidae. The record is from the annotation of a GenBank genome assembly.
AUGGUUUCUGACAUUAUAAACAAAUGCGCCUUAUGUUCCGAUACAAACAACAGCAAUGAUUCACUUUGCGAUCAAUGCAAUACAUUAACACGUAACCAAUUUUUUCGACUGUGUUUAAAUAAACUUAACCAAGCAAAAGGUCAAACCAGUCUUAUCAAAGACGUAUGUCAGACAUUGUUACCAUCGUUCGACAAAUUUAAUCUCGAUUUUCAACCUCUACAGUACUUUAUCAAUGAUGUGCAUGUUCUCGAUACCGAUGCACAGCAAUAUCUUCUCUACUGUCAUGACAAUGAUGACGAACGAGGCCCACUACUAUUUUCACACGUUCGUCACAGAUUACUGUGUGUAUAUGUAACCGGGAAUGGUAACUGUUUCUACAACGCAGUAGCGUUAAUAGCUGGAAAACAUCAUGAUUUCGUUUACGAACUGCGCGUCCACUGUCUAAUAGAACUAGCUGUUAACGCUGAAUUCUAUAUGACACAUUACAAUUGGUUACAGUUACGAGACAAAGAAGAUACGUCGUUAUUGAACUAUUUGGCCAAUGAGAUGAUCAAUGAUAAAUGCUGGGCUGACGCAUGGGAUAUUUUUGCAUUAUCAGCUGUAUUAAACUGUAACUUGAGAAUAGUAUUUCCAUUUGUUAAUGGCGAGAACGAUCCACAAGCUACUUUGAUGAACAGAGUCUUCUACCCACGUUCAUUAAACGACACUCCGACAAAUGAUACAAUCAGACUACUUUGGAGUAAUUGUACUCUACGAGUUGAAGAUUUAGAAGACACGUUUUGGACACCAAAUCACUUUGUACCAAUUCUUCAAUCAGUUUCGAAUAUUGCAACAACCUCAACCAUGUUUUUAAGUAGAAAAAGUAGUUUAGCUGAUGAAACAGAAGAAAUGGAAGCUGACAGUGAGAAAGGUGUUGAUUCAGACAUUGAAGAUAUAUCAGCACAAAUUGACACACGUACUGAAGAUUCCUUCGACGAGAUUAAUAUCAUGUUACCAAAAGUCACUAAACUGCUAAAGAAGACUAAAGUAGCAAAGUGCAAAGAUGCUGCUAAAGCAACAAAGUCUUAUUUGUCGACAACAACAGCAUCGUGUCAUCUUCGACGUUCGAAGCGAAAUAUAGGAAUAACAGUUAAUUACAGUGAGAAUACUAUGCUGUCAGAUGUUGCAGAGGAACAGAAAGUUCCAGAUUCAAGUGUAAAAACCCGUUCGGCGCUAUUAAAACAUGAAUCAGACACGGGGCAUUCGAUCGAUUGGACAUCUUGGAGAAUUCUAGCCAAAGACAGUUCAAGCUACCAUUUAUUAAUACGGGAAUCUUUGGCAAUAUUAGACAAACAACCAGAACUAACUCGAACGGUAUGCAGUGUGUAUUAG